AUGCGAAUGGCCGAACACGCUGCAGCGGUGCGGAGCAAUGACGCUAGCUCUCAGGUUGCGGCUCAAUCGACAAGAUCCGACCACACAUUCAACUUCGAGGAGGCCGAAAUUUCCGCAAGAGGUGACAACCGCGUGAACCGGGAGCUGCUUGAGUCAUGGUUUACUGGCCCCCAGUCCAUUAACAAGUGCAAUGGACUUCCCCUUCCAUACUCGGUGCCGAGACUUCGCCUAGGCGGAGUAAUUAGCCAUGCGGGGAGCGUACAGUGAACACGUUCCCCAACACAAGGGUCAGCGCGUAAGAUGGUCGAACAAUCAUCACGCCAACAUCCAACGCACGUGAUGAAAUUGCAGCAAUUAACGGCGCGAAUAUCGGCCAUCAAACCACGUGCAACGAUCCCUGGUGAAUGGGGGAGCCGUGAACAUUCAUAGGUAUGCGGUAGCAUGGAGACUGCAUCCUAGAAAUACCUCAGCCCUUUGUGCAUGAACCAGCCGUAUCUGCUCUUGUCUCUGAUGAUGGGUUCCAGCAGGAAUCCGGGACGUCAGGCUAAUAAAGCUCUUCUCCCAGCGAUUGUGUCUCCUUCUUCAUGAUGUAGUGCGUCGUGUCCGCACCACAUGCCUCAGAGUUCGUUCGGACUAGACGACUGAUGCCGGCCCGUCUGAUGUCCUUGAAGACUGAGUUCGGACACGCGCUGCAACUGGACAUUAUUCAACCGUCCGAGAGCGCCCGGACAUCCUCUUUGCACCUGACGCCUACGUCGAUAUCAGGCGAUUGGCAGCCCUGUGGCGAGUAUUAUGCCCUCGACAACGCCAACAUCUCCAGUCUCUAUCCAUUGCGUCGUCUUCAGGAUAUCGUCGGAACCAGUUUCAGCAAUGCGAUUUACUCAAACGUCGACCUGGUGUUCACCUUUUGCAAAAUACAUGUCGCCUUGGUGGAUAUCACCAAAACAAUCUUCGCUUCUCUCUUCUGUGACUUCAGAUUCAUCCUUAUACCAUUACGUCUAGGCGUUCCAGAGGUCCAUCGACGAUAUCUCCUGUGGCCUGCUGUUGUGAACGCCCACAAUGAUGACCUUUUCGCGGCUACUCAGAAUGCUGAAGUGCAUGAGGAGCCUUGUCCUUAG
Molecule: messenger RNA, 1118 nt
Organism: Spirometra erinaceieuropaei
Lineage: Eukaryota; Metazoa; Platyhelminthes; Cestoda; Diphyllobothriidea; Diphyllobothriidae
Source: the annotation of a GenBank genome assembly